AUGGAAGCGGGGGGGGAGGAGUACCGGAAGCAAAUGGGCCAAGCAUGCUGCCCUCCGGCCCAGGCCUCUGCCUCCCCCUGCAGCCCUCCAGCAAGGAGCCCCCGCAGCCUCCCGGGGCAGCCCCUGCCUUCACCCCCGAGUCCCCCGCGGGACUUCGUCCUCUGGUCCCUCUUCAACUUCGGCUUCCUCAACUGCUGCUGCCUGGGCUUCGCCGCCCUGGUCUUCACCAUCAAGUCAAGAGACCGCAAAGUUGUUGGAGAUCCUGAAGGCGCAGCUAGCUAUGGCAAGACAGCCAAAUGCCUGAAUAUCACUGCUCUGGUAGUAAGCCUCAUUUUGACAGUUAUCUUCAUCACGGUGUAUUACUUCGUUAUGGCCGCUUUUGUUCAACAAUUCCAGGAGAUGAUGAAGAAACAUCAGUAAUUGGAGCUGGAUCAAUGGGAAAUACAUCUUGUCUCCAGGAUCAUCUUCCUGGCAUUAUAGCCAUGCUCAACACUGCCAACUGUUUCUUCUGCUCCACUCUUUCACUGGCAAGGAAUCCGGCAUUCUACAAAACAUAGUUGCGAUGCAGAAAUGUAUGCUGUUACGUACAGCUCUGUAACCACUGCUUGCCUUACCAAUUGUGACAGGAGAUUUGGAGUGUGCCCUGUUGAAAUGAGUGCUGCCUUUUCUGUCCCAGGAUCUGGGUCUGUGGCCCUCCCAGUGCCUGUUGAUAAUGGAAGCCAUUGCUUUUCUGCCUUGUUUUUUAAUGUUUUGAUAAGCUUCUCAUUCAAUAUUUUAAGAUUUUUUAUAUACCAAUAUGAAGUGUGUGGCUUAUCUAAAUAAAAAAUAUAUAUAUCCUU
Molecule: messenger RNA, 839 nt
Organism: Sceloporus undulatus (fence lizard)
Lineage: Eukaryota; Metazoa; Chordata; Lepidosauria; Squamata; Phrynosomatidae
Product: dispanin subfamily A member 2b-like
Exons: 3
Coding region: 1-420 (139 amino acids)
Biological process (GO): response to interferon-alpha; response to type II interferon; type I interferon-mediated signaling pathway
Cellular component (GO): plasma membrane
Source: RefSeq, a predicted model, not a curated record